AUGAACAACUAUCACAUUUAUGAGGAAGUAGGACGCGGAAAAUACUCUGUCGUCUACAAGGGAAGAAUCAAGAAGAGCAUAAAAUACGUAGCGGUUAAGUCUGUCGAGCGAUCUAGGAGGAAAAAACUUAUGAAUGAAGUCAGAAUAUUCCAUGACUUAGCACAUCGCAACAUAUUAAAGUUUUACAAUUGGUACGAAACAAGGAAUCAUCUUUGGAUAAUAUUUGAGUACUGUGCUGGUGGUGAUUUAUUUCAGUUAGUAGAAUAAGAUAAAAAGUUACCAGAGGAGACAGUUAGAAAAUUUGGCAUUGAAUUAGUUGAAGGACUAUCAUAUCUCCACGAAAACGCAAUUAUUUACUCUGAUUUAAAGCCUUCAAAUAUUCUUCUCAAUGAAUAUGGGGUACUUAAACUUAGCGAUUUCGGUCUUUCUAAGAAAAUAUCUGAAUUAACUCAACCUGACAAUGAUCCUUCGAAACCAAAAGCUGGCACUCCUUAUUACAUGGCUCCGGAGUUAUACUAAGAUAAUGGCAUACAUAGUUUUUAUUCAGAUUUCUGGUCCUUGGGUUGCUUAUUAUUUGAAAUGGCAACUGGCAAGCCACCUUUUUGCACAAAUUCUUUGAAAGAUCUGAUUGCAAUGAUCAUUCAAGCUGAUUUUCCAAGAGUUGAAGGCUUUUCAGUCGAAUUCAAUGACUUAUUAAGGCGACUACUUGAAAAGGAUCCUAUUAAGAGAAUUAAUUGGGAAGAACUCAAAUAGCACGCAUUUUGGCAAACAGGGGGUAAAUAAUAUGACUUCAUAAGAAGAGUUUAUCCCGCAUAACCUUAAUUUGAUGUCUAUCUUCGAUAGAGAAAUAUCGUUCCAGAGCAUUUUUAUUCUUAGAGAGCUAAUCCUCUUGCAAAAUUAUUUUAAGUUCCAGACAUUGGCUCUAAUAAAGUUGAUAUUUUAAGAUUAUCUCACAAUGUAAGAAGAAAUCUGAAAAGAGAGGAAGAAGAGGAAUCUACAGAUAAAUAUGGAUCAAAUAAUGCAGCAAUGCAGUAAGAAUUCUAAAAUUUUGCAAAGAAUCCCCCAAAUAAUAAUUCUGGCAUGGCAAUUGCUGGAGCAGCUGCAUUGAUGAUGGUUGGAAAUGGCAACUAAAUCAAUAAUCCAAGUUAAAAUUAGAAUGAAAUCAACCUUCAUAUAGGAGAAGAUGACAUAAAUUUGAAUAAUCGCAGAAUAGUUCUUAAUUUCGGAGAAAAAGGAGAUGAUACUGACAGUGAUAACUACAGAUAGGGGAAUAAUACAGAUAGCGGGAGUAACACUCCUAGCAGUUAAAUUAACUAAAAUCCAGAUUAAGAUCCUUAUGAGAAAUAGAUGUUGAGAGGAGACAAAUAAAUUAAUCAACAGCCAUUAAUUAAUAAUAUCUUUUAGAAUCAUAGAGGAAGUGAUUCAAGCAAUCAUCCUAAAAGUCAUAGUGCUCAAAAUAUGGCUUAUGAGAUCGAACAAUAGCAGCCAGAGGAUCAUGCUUAGAUUAUUAAGUAGUAAAUGUAUCCUCCUUCUAAUAAGAAAAACUCUGCUGGAAAUACACAUACAAAGCAGCCUCCUCAAAAAUAACAUUCAGCAAAUAUAACUUUGUCUUCUCCUACACAUAAUAACAUACUAACUGAUAAUUCAACUCUAGGUAAUAUUUCAAGUUUUUCAGGCAAGUAGCCAUAAGCAUAAAGGGAUCUUAGCAAGAUUUUGAAUCAAUAAGCUGCUCAAUCAUAGCAACAAUAGUAAUUCAUUUUGCAAUAAUAGCAGUAACUUCAAGAUUAUAACACUUAUAAUACUUAGGCUACUAAUAAUAGUGCCUUGAAUAUGAUACCAAAUAUUCCACCAUAAGUCAAUCAAAAUAUACCAAAUCCAAAUUAAUAAAUGAAAGUCCCUUUGAAGACAAUUGAUCAAUUAUUGAUUCAUAAUUCUGACUCUGCUGUAAAGCCAAUUAUUGGAAAUAAAGAAAUCGAAAAGUAAGUAGAAGCUGUUUAUGAUGUGAAUCACCUAUCAUUUACACCAUGGACUCCUGAGCAAAUAUUGCAAAGAAUUGAAACAGCUCAAAUUGAAAAUCACUUAAAUGAACUCUAUAACGCAAUUGGAUCUAAUAAUAUUGUCAAUUAGAAAGUUCAUGCACUUCUCUAUUUUGAAUCAAUAAUUGUUAAUAGUUAAAUCAGCAACAGAUUAAUUAAUAGUGCUUUCAUGAACUUAUUGGUCAAAAUGAUGAAGACAAUUAAAACUCCCCAGAUUAGAAUUCGACUCUGCUCAGUCAUAGGACUCCUUAUUAGACAUUCAACAGUUAUAGAGAAUGAUCUUGCUCAGAGUGAUAUCUGCAAUUAAUUGAUUGAAAUAAUGAAGGAUAAGAACGAAAAAGUUAGAAAGAAGGCAAUAGCUGCUCUUGGUGAAUAUAUGUUCUACGCAGCUACUCAGUUAGAUGACGAACAGGCUGAUUCGUGUUGGGAAAUAUCAGAUGAUGCUAUUGCGGUAAUAAUUAGAUCUCUGAGAGAAUAAGAAGAUGAAACUGUCAGAUUUUAUGCUUGCAAGACUCUAGAAAAUAUUACUGCUUAAAGUAAUUCAGCUGGGGAUAGAUUUGCAACAGGGGAAGCAGUAAAUUUCUUACUCCAAAUGUUCCUUGCAGCCCCUCAAAUGAUUAAUGACAAUUUAAGGACUUCAGCUGCUGUUGCUCUGAGCCAUAUUUGCAAGCUUUAACCUAGAUUAUUUGCUUCAAUAUUCAACAAAGUCUCUUCCAAAAUGUUUUGUUAUACUCUAAUUGAAGGCAACUCUAGAGUUUAAUAGGCAUUCAUCACUAUGCUAAAUUAGGCUCUCUCAUAAGGAACAUAUCCUAAGAUUAACGAAGUACUGCUAAAUGAAGAAAAUUUCCUUCGUUCACUAAUUAGGUUAAUUGAACAUCAAUCAAUCGUAAUAAGAGGGAAAGUUUUGCUAACAUUCUUACUUUUAUUCAGGAUGGACUUUAGAUGGAUGGCAAUGUUUGAUCCAGAGGUAAAGUUCUUCCACAUUAUUGAUAGAUUAUCAAGAGAUCACUAUAAAUAUGUUCAAUGCUGUCUAUAAUGUCUUAUUGUCGGUAUCGAUGAGAUUAUUCCAAAAAUAUUCUAGACAAUAUCUGAAGAACUCUCCAUUCUUUUAAAUGGAGGUAGAAGUGGAAGUUAAUCAGAGUUUGAUAAGAAAAUAAGUAGAUCAGAGUUUGAACUAUUAUAAGGAAAUCUAGUUUAUAUUGCUAUCAUUCUUGAUCUUUAGCAAGCCCAAAUAGUCAAGAACAGAAUCCUUAAUGAAAAGUUCAUCAGAAAUAUUGCCAUUUUUAUCGAUCAUUGUGAGAUUCAUUCAUUCUAAGGGGCUGAAGAAUUCUUGCAUGCUCUCCUUCUUAUCAAUGAAAAUCUUUCCUCAAAUUAAAAGAUUCUUUUGUAAAUGAAUGAACCGAUCUUGAAUUAUAUGCUGAAGGUAUUACUUUCAAAAAUAAACAGCAAAAGUGCGGAUAUAAGAUUUCUCUCAUUAAAGAUAUUCACUGAUAUCAUAAUCUAAUAUCUAAAUGAUGAAAGCAUUUAUGAUGCCAAAGGAAUAGUUAGUGACCAAAUGAUAUCUGAAAAUGGGAAUAAUGUAAAAGCUACCACAAAAUAUAUCAAUGAUCUAAUGCUCAAAGAACUUUUCCCACUAUUCAAGUUAAUCCUAUAAGAUACAGAUCCUGUUCCAUUAUUUGGGCUAAAACUAUUAUCAGCAAUAGUAGAGAGAAAUUCAGACUUUGUAUAGCUCUUCAAAAGAUUUGAUCUUAUCAGAUAUAUUUCAGAAAACUAUAUGGUCAAUCAUUCCAGGCUAAACAGACAUACAAUCAACAUUUUAAAAUCAAUACUUGAAUCUAAAGAACUUACUUUCACAGAAUUAGCUUAGUACAGAAUAAUUGACAAAACUCAUGAAAUCAUAAAGAAUAUGCUUAAAAACAAGCAAGAUUGGUGCACAGAGAUUCUACUCGAUAUUAUUCAUGAAAUUCUAACUCAAUUCAAUGAUGUGGUUAAAGCCAAAGAGGGAGAAAUCUCAAAGUUGAUAGACGAAAUAUUCAAUAACUUUGAUAUCUGCGUCUAGUUACUCUCAACUCAAUUCGAAAUUCAAAUAAUUGAAAAGGCUUCAUAGUGUCUAAUUCAAAUGCUUCAGCUAUAUGCCAUGUGCUAAUAGAAAAAGAGAGAAAUAUACUUUGUUGAGGGACAUAUGAAUUAUCUUAUUAGCGCUCUAGAAACAGAUAAAAAGAUCAUUCACAAGAGAGUGCUAAAAUGUGUUUAUUGGGCCCUGAUCUAAAGUGAGUACCAACUUAAACUACCCAAAGAUAGGAAGUUGGCUUUAGAUAAAAUUAUAGGAAAACUUAUGCUAAGUGAUGAUAGAAGUAUUAAUAACACGAGCAAAGAAAUUUAAAAAAUUCUAACGGACCAGUAGUUAGGAGGAAUAGAAGGUCAAGGAAAUAUGAGUCAAUAAAUGGUUAUGGGAUCUGGUGGAGGCUAAUAAGUGAACUUUUACCACAAUAUGAAGCAAUAAUGA
Stylonychia lemnae is the source of this 4542-nucleotide messenger RNA. The record is from the annotation of a GenBank genome assembly. NCBI's taxonomy places the organism in Eukaryota, Ciliophora, Spirotrichea, Sporadotrichida, Oxytrichidae.